Molecule: messenger RNA, 910 nt
Organism: Papilio xuthus (Asian swallowtail)
Lineage: Eukaryota; Metazoa; Arthropoda; Insecta; Lepidoptera; Papilionidae
Product: RNA pseudouridylate synthase domain-containing protein 1
Exons: 5
Biological process (GO): enzyme-directed rRNA pseudouridine synthesis
Molecular function (GO): pseudouridine synthase activity; RNA binding
Source: RefSeq, a predicted model, not a curated record
AUUAAAAAAUUAGUACUUUUAGUCCGAAGCUAAUAUAUAAUUUACUAUUUAGAAAAAAAAUAUUACUUAGGUGAUUCAAGAACUUUAAUGUUUACACAACUUAUGAAACAGGUCUGGAAUGGCCGUGGUAAAAUUAUAUCAAAGUGAUAAUUUCUUAGUUGUAAACAAGCCAUAUGACAUGUACAUAAAUUCCGAUGAUGAAAAUGAAAAGAAUACAGUCGCUUGUCACAUAGCGAAACAAGACUCUCAUCGCUCAAAAUCAGCACAUCCACUGCAUUUUGUCCAGAGAUUAGACUACUCCACUAGUGGCGUUCUCUGCAUGGCUUUGAAUAAAACUGCAGCUGCCAGUGCUGGUAGACUUUUCGAGAAGAGACUAACAAACAAAUACUACCUGGCAAUCGUUAGAGGACAUUUAAAUUUCGAAAUCUGUGAUAUAAAGUAUCCAGUUGGUUCUGAUCAGACAUCACCAGAUACCAGUCACAAGAUGCUUGCAUUAACUGAAGCGACAAGAUCUGUGUGUGGUUCUCCAAGAUCGGCUGAGACUCGCUUACUUGUACUUGAGUCAGGAUAUUACGAAGACAAUCCUAUUACCGUAGUACUCUUGAAGCCUUUAACUGGUCGUCGUCACCAGUUAAGGGUGCACUGCUCAGCCAUAGGUCAUACCAUCUUAGGUGACUAUACGUACAGUGAUCGACAAGAUACAUCCCCACAUAGAAUGUUCUUACAUGCAACUAGGCUUGUUUUACCUCUGCCGAAAGAACCAUUAGAUGUUCAAACGGCAGAACCAUUUUUUUCUGAUAGUAGAUUCACUUCAAAGUGGACACCGCUUGCUAAAAAGUACAGCUAUUGCGAUAAAGAAGAUUUUAUUAAAGUAUGCGAUGUCAUAGAUCAAAUUAAUGAAAUAAGGGAA